AUGGGGCGAACAUUGACAUAUCCCAAGCGGUCUUCCAACACUGUUAACCGCUACAAGCAUCGAGCCACUUAUGACUUGAAAGCAAUCCAUACCAUCAUCAAUUCGAGCCAGGUACUCCAUGUGUCUUUCUCACCUGGGCCCUCCGAUCCUUUCCCCGCAAUUCUGCCCAUGAUCGGGCAGAUGGGGUCGUUCGACUAUCCAUCGGCGGGCAUUGAUGAACCCUUGGACUGCUAUCUUCAUGGAUACGUCAGCUCACGGAUUAUGAAUUUGGCCCGGGACUCUGAGGGCGAUGGGUUGCCCAUUUGUGUCGCCGCCAGCAGAGUGGAUGGGUUAAUCCUUUCCUUAACGCCAAAUUCACACAGUUAUAACUACCGGUCCGCCGUAUUGCACGGAUAUGCCAAAUUGGUGACUGACGAAGCGGAAAAGCUCUACGCAAUGGAAUUAAUUACCAAUUCAGUACUCUCCGAUCGCUGGGAGCAUUCCCGGAUACCACCAGAUCGUGCAGAAAUGUCAUCCACUGUCAUCCUCAAGGUCAAAGUCGUCGAUGGUAGUGGCAAGAUCCGAGACGGUGGUGUCUCGGAUGAAAAGAAGGAUACAACGAACGAUGAGGUCACCGGCCGUGUCUGGACUGGUGUUGUGCCUGUUUGGGAGACAUUUGGAGAGCCCAUUCCAAGUCCUGAGAACAAAGUAAUAGAAGUGCCUGACUAUAUCACUCGGUUUGUCGCAGAUAAGAAUGAUCAAAAUCGGCGAUAUGCACAGGAGGCGGUUCAUAUUACACUCCCCCCUGAGGAACAGCAUUAG
This is a messenger RNA of Aspergillus bombycis, 801 nucleotides long. Its product is annotated as pyridoxamine 5'-phosphate oxidase family protein. Lineage: Eukaryota; Fungi; Ascomycota; Eurotiomycetes; Eurotiales; Aspergillaceae. The transcript has 2 exons. The coding region runs from base 1 to 801 and encodes 266 amino acids. The record is from RefSeq and is a predicted model, not a curated record.